AUGGCAAUGAACGGUUUGUCCAAGAUGGUAGCAACAGCUCUUCUCCUUGUCCUCGCCAUCGUCCCAGCCGCGGUGGCUGUGACGCACACCGUCGGAGGCGCUGAUCAAUGGGACAGUGGUGUUGACUACACAGCUUGGGUUACCGGAAAAACUUUCAGAGUUGGUGACAUUCUUGAGUUCAAGUAUACUCCUUCACACUCAGUGAACGAGGUGAACAAGGCCGGUUACGAUAGCUGUGGAGGCACACCGAUCGAUACUCAUUCUGGUGGAGACACAAAAAUUGAUCUCGACACAGUAGGACCAAAGUAUUUCAUCUGCCCUACCUCUGGUCAUUGUGCAAGUGGCAUGAAGCUAGCCGUUACGGUCGUAGCCGCCUCUGGAACUCCUGACGCUCCUACGCCACCGUCUUCAACUCCGGGCACUCCUGCCACACCGGAAUCACCACCGGCUGCGGGAACUCCAGCCACACCCACACCGGGUUCAGGGUCAACUCCUCCACCAAAGCCAAGUGGUGCCUCUAAGGGACUAGUGAGCUACGUUAUGGUUGGAGUCUCGAUGGUGUUGGGUUAUGGUUUGUGGAUGUAA
This is a messenger RNA of Microthlaspi erraticum, 585 nucleotides long. The record is from the annotation of a GenBank genome assembly. NCBI's taxonomy places the organism in Eukaryota, Viridiplantae, Streptophyta, Magnoliopsida, Brassicales, Brassicaceae.